Molecule: messenger RNA, 2385 nt
Organism: Brachypodium distachyon (stiff brome)
Lineage: Eukaryota; Viridiplantae; Streptophyta; Magnoliopsida; Poales; Poaceae
Product: exocyst complex component EXO70A1
Exons: 1
Coding region: 1-2073 (690 amino acids)
Biological process (GO): exocytosis
Cellular component (GO): exocyst
Molecular function (GO): phosphatidylinositol-4,5-bisphosphate binding
Source: RefSeq, a predicted model, not a curated record
AUGUGCCCCGUCCCCGUCUCCGUCUCCGGCUCCGGCGGCGACAACAGAGAUUCCGAUCUCGCGAAGCUUCGCGCGUCGAGGGCCGCCGUCGCCAAGGUUCUAGAGACUGCGGGCGAGGCCGAGGCCGCCAUCGACGCGGCCGGCGACCGCAUCGGCGAGCUCCUGUCCAGCGCGUCCCGCUCCUCGGCGUCCGGGCUCCAGUCCAAGGCCGUGGCGGCACGCGCCCUGGCCGCGCGCAUCGACCGCGCCGUCGCGCCCUCUGCGCCGCUCCUCGCCGCGCUCCGCCGCGUGUCCUCCCUCGCGCGGGACACGGCCCACGAUGCCGAUGCCGGCGCCGGGAGCGCGUUCGUGGAGCGCGUGGACCGGCUGCGCGACGCCAUCGAGGACGCCGUGGCGCGCGGGGACGAGGCCGUGAGGAAGGUGGAGGAGGCGGUGGGCUUCCUGGGCCGGACCGGCAGCUCCAAGGCCGCGGGCCGCGGCCGCGUGCGCCGGCUCACCGAGGCCGCCUCGGCCCUGCGGGCCGUGUACGAGGCCGAGGCCGAGCAGAUGCGCUUCGAAGGCCCACUCGACGACGCCCUCCUCCGGCUCCAGGAUCUCUUCGAGGCCCUUCUCCUCAAACUCAAACACGCCGUGCCCAACGAGGAAGAAGAAGGGUUAAUGGAGAUUGAGGAGGAGUGUGAGCUUGGGACGGAGGAGGAAGUGGACGCGCUGGCGCGGAUGGCGAGGACGCUGGCGGCGAACGACUGCCUGGACAUCUGCGUCGACAUCUACGUGAAGGCCAGGUACAGGCGGGCCGCCAAGGCCAUGAUGCGGCUGGACCCGGCGUACCUCAAGGCGUACACGGCGGAGGCCAUUGAUGCGAUGGAGUGGGAGGCGCUGGAGUCCGCCAUGGCGCUGUGGAGCCCGCACUUCCACGUCGCCGUCGCCUCCGUGCUCUCCGCCGAGCGCCGCCUCUGCGAGCGCGUCAUGGGCGGCGGCGGCGGGGACGGGGUCAUCAUCCCGCCGGCGGUGUGGCCCGAGUGCUUCGCCAAGAUCGCCGCCCGCAUCGCCGCCGCCUUCUUCCGCUUCGCGGACGGCGUGGCGGCGGCGGCGAGGGAGCCGCAGCGGCUGUUCAAGCUGCUCGACAUGGCGGACGCCGUGGCGAGGGAGGGGGGACGCCUCGACGGGCUCUUCUCCUCCGAGCCGGAGACGACGGCGACGCUGGCCGCCAUCCGCGAGCGCGCAAGCGAGGUGGGGACCGCCCUGGCCCGCGCCGCCGCCGCCGUGUUCUACGAGUUCGGCCUCCGCGUCGAGACCCACAACGCCGUCUCCGUCUCCGGCUCCGGCGCGGACGUGCCCAAGAUCGUCCGCUACGCCGUGAACUACCUCAAGUGCCUGGCGUCGGACGACUACCGCGCGCUCAUGGACGCCGCCCUCCGCGCCGGCGCCGGAGACGAAGACCGGCCGGCGCUGGCGGAGGCGGCGGCGAGCGUGCUGGAAGCGCUCCACCGGCACGUGGAGGCGGCGCGGCGGGCGUUGAUGGCGGAGGAGGAUCCCGUAGCGGGGCACGUGAUGGCCAUGAACGCUUACUGGUACAUUUACAUGCGCGCCCGGGGCACGGACCUGGCGCGUCUGGUGGGCGAGGACGCCAUGAAGCGCCGCUACAAGAGCUCGGCCGAGGAGGCCGCGUGGGAGUACCAGGACGCCGCCUGGACCCCGCUCGUCCGCAUCCUCACCGGUGGCAGCUCGGAGGCGAGGGAGAAGGCGGCGGCGUUCGCGGCGGGGCUGGAGGAGAGGGCGCGGAGGCACGGGAAGCAGUACAAGAUCCCCGACGCGGACCUCCGGGCGCAGAUCCGGGUGGCUGUGACCAAGGCCGUGCGCGGCGCGUACGCCGGCUUCGUGAAGGCAAACGAGAAGGUAGAGGUGUUGUUGGCCGUGGAUGUCAUCGAGAGGAAGGUGGGGAAGGUGUUCGACGAAAUGGGUGAUGGCGGCGUGGGCUUGGGCGUGGGCCGGGCGAGGAGCGGCGGCGGCCGGGGACGAAGGGAGUCCAGGGGGAGCGGCAAUCUCGAGGGGUUCGAUCGAGAGAUUAACUGAAGUGAAGUCAGCCAGGGCGCAAAUGCCAUGGAUUGCAAGCGACUGGAUCGGCAAGAUGCAGUUCAAUUCAGCGUGGAACAGAACACACAAGACGUCUUCAUCUCGUAGCAUAUUACUCUGUCUCUCAAAAAUAGAUUUUCCUGAAUGUAAAGAGAUCUUUGCAAUCUUUGUUGUAUUGUGAAUAACCUGUUUAGCUUUACCGCUGCUGCAAUAUUGUGAACUGGAUCAUGGAAAAUUGAAGAUGUGUGAUUAACGAGAUAGAUUAUGCGGCUAAAUUUAUGUGCGCAGAAGAAGAGAUUGUGUGGAGGAAAA